AUGAGCAGUGCAACAGUUCUCCAAGAUUUAAACGAGGAUAACCCAGAACAAUAUAGGCUCCAAAUUAAAAAUUCGAUUUAUGGCGAUAUUCGCCAGCUUCCAUUAGUCAAUUCAGGAAGCUCUUACUCCCCCCCCCCCUCCGUGAGCGAACAAAAAAAUUUUGUUCGCUCACGGAGGGGGGUUAAUUUUUUUUUUUUUAAAAAAAAUUUAUAUAUAAAUUUUAUAAAAAAUAUUUUUUUCGAAAUUUAAAAAAAUCCUAAUUUGCAAAAAUUGGGAAGCAAAUAUUAAUUUAAUUUGCAAAAUUUAUGUUUUUUAAAACGCAAUUUGUUUAAAAUUAAACAGAAUUAGCUCUAGAUUUCAUUAUACUAAUUAUCACUUAUAUAUCAAAAAUUUUUUUUCCAUUAAAAUUUUUUUCUAUUAAAAAAUUUUUGUUCACUCACGGAGGGUGGGUUUUUGGUCAAAAAAUGGCGAUUUUUCUAAUGGUUUUGUUCGCUCACGGAGGGGGGGGGGGAGUUAUAAUACUGUAAGCUUUAGAACCUUCCAGGCUCAGCACCCUCAGCUAGUCAAAGUGUUAACGGAUAUGAAAACACCAAGUCCAUGCAGGGUUACUAGUGAUAAGCACCAGCCUAAAAGCGGUUGCUUAAAAAAUUCGAUGAGAGUUAUUCCAAGCAAACAGAGCAAUAAUUUUGCAGCAGAAAAUUCUUGGAGCAACUCAAAAAAUAAUGGGCUAAAAGCCCCAAUAGCAUUAAAUUUCAAAAGAAGUACAAUACUCGCAAGGAGAACACAAAUUUAA
Molecule: messenger RNA, 793 nt
Organism: Blepharisma stoltei
Lineage: Eukaryota; Ciliophora; Heterotrichea; Heterotrichida; Blepharismidae
Source: the annotation of a GenBank genome assembly